UGGGUACUGCGUUACCGCCAUCAGUACAAUCGUUCAUUUCGUUUGGGAUCAUCGUACUCAUUAGUACUCCGGUGGUUGUCGCGUCCUCCGCACAUCCACUGUCAUCAAGUAUUUUUAUUUUUUUUUCAUCCACUUCAAUCGACUGAAACAUUUGCAAUGUCUCAUCGUAAAUUUAGUGCUCCUCGUCAUGGUUCUAUGGGUUUCUACCCAAAGAAGCGCGCACGUCGUCAUCGUGGUAGAGUAAAGUCUUUCCCUAAAGAUGAUCCGAGCAAACCAAUCCAUUUAACUGCUUUCAUUGCAUACAAAGCUGGUAUGACCCACGUGGUUCGUGAAGCUGACCGUCCAGGAUCAAAACUCAACAAGAAGGAAAUUGUAGAGCCCGUUACCAUUUUGGAAGCUCCACCCAUGAUCAUUGUUGGCGUUGUAGGUUAUGUUGAGACUCCUUAUGGUCUUAAGCCUUUGAAGACUGUGUUCGCUGAACAUUUGUCUGAAGAUUGCCGCAGACGUUUCUACAAGAACUGGUACAAAUCUAAGAAGAAGGCUUUUGUCAAGUACUCGAGGAAGUGGCAAGAUGAAAAUGGUAAAAGACAAAUUGCCAAGGAUCUUGGUAAAAUUGCCAAAUAUUCCAAAGUUAUCCGUGUCGUUGCACAUACUCAGAUGAAAUUGUUGAAGAAACGUCAAAAGAAAGCUCACAUUAUGGAAAUCCAAGUUAAUGGAGGUACAGUUGCUGAAAAAGUACAAUGGGCUAAAGAACAUUUUGAGAAGCCAGUACCUGUUUCUCAUGUUUUCGCUCCAGAUGAGAUGAUUGAUUGUAUUGGUGUCACUAAGGGUCGUGGAUACAAAGGUGUUACAUCUCGUUGGCAUACAAAGAAGUUGCCGCGCAAGACCCAUAAAGGUCUUCGUAAGGUUGCUUGUAUUGGAGCAUGGCAUCCCAGUCGUGUCCAGUUCACUGUUGCUCGUGCUGGUCAAAAAGGUUACCAUCAUCGAACUGAAAUCAAUAAGAAGAUAUACCGUAUUGGUCUUGGAAUUCAUACCAAGGAUGGAAAGGUUAUUAAAAACAAUGCAUCAACUGAGUAUGAUUUGACCGAGAAGACCAUAACUCCCAUGGGAGGUUUCCCACAUUAUGGUGAAGUUAACAAUGAUUUCCUCAUGAUCAAGGGAUGUUGUGUCGGUCCUAAGAAGCGAGUCAUUACUCUUCGUAAAUCUUUGUUGGUACACACAAAACGUGCUGCUUUAGAAAGUAUAAACUUGAAAUUCAUCGAUACCUCAUCCAAAUUCGGUCAUGGACGCUUCCAGACUGUUGCCGACAAGGCAGCUUUCAUGGGUCCAUUAAAGAAGGACAGGAUUCGAGAAGAAGAAAAAGCUACUGCAGCUGCAAAAUAAUUGUACAAUUUUAUUAUUUGACAAUUAUAAUAAAAACCUAAAAAGUUAAA
This is a messenger RNA of Rhopalosiphum maidis (corn leaf aphid), 1433 nucleotides long. It is a transcript of the gene RpL3, whose product is annotated as 60S ribosomal protein L3. Gene Ontology annotation, biological process: translation; ribosomal large subunit assembly. Bases 157 to 1383 code for a protein of 408 amino acids. The record is from RefSeq and is a predicted model, not a curated record. Gene Ontology annotation, molecular function: structural constituent of ribosome; RNA binding. NCBI's taxonomy places the organism in Eukaryota, Metazoa, Arthropoda, Insecta, Hemiptera, Aphididae. Gene Ontology annotation, cellular component: ribosome; cytosolic large ribosomal subunit. The transcript is spliced from 8 exons.